UCCUCCUUACAGCAGCACCUCCUCCUCCUUCUCCUCACAGCAUCACCUCCUCCUCCUCCUGCAGAGACAACCCGAGCUCAGAGCCACGAAGAGACAAGAAGAAGACAUGGCCUCCUCACCUGCAGCGCUCCUCCUCCUCCUCCUCCUCUGCAUCAGCUUUACAUCAGCCGAGGUGGCGGUGGACUGCUGCCUGACGGUGUCCGGGAAGCCCCCCCCGCUGCCCCGCCUGCAGAGCUACACCCUGCAGGAAGCCGGGAGGGGAUGCCAAAUCAGCGCCGCCAGGUUCCUGACGAGGCUCGGGAGGACUCUGUGCGCCCCGCACCCGGCCGACGCCCGCUGGGUGAGGAGGUACAUCAGGUGCCUGGAGGAGAACCGGAGGAGGGCCCACUAGAGGCCGAGAGGCCGCCACCGGCACUUCCUGUUCCCAGAGGAUUCUGGGAAAAAGAAGCUCUUUUUGUCUUUUAUGACUCAAAGUUUCUGAAAUAAAGUUUCAUAUUAUU
Pseudoliparis swirei is the source of this 500-nucleotide messenger RNA. Its product is annotated as C-C motif chemokine 19-like. Gene Ontology annotation, biological process: monocyte chemotaxis; inflammatory response; positive regulation of GTPase activity. The transcript has 3 exons. The record is from RefSeq and is a predicted model, not a curated record. Gene Ontology annotation, cellular component: extracellular region. Lineage: Eukaryota; Metazoa; Chordata; Actinopteri; Perciformes; Liparidae. Bases 107 to 391 code for a protein of 94 amino acids. Gene Ontology annotation, molecular function: CCR chemokine receptor binding; chemokine activity.